UCGCAAAGCAGCUUGUUUGCUUUUUCACUCUCACUCGCAUGCAGAGUUCUUGCCUGAGCUGACAAGAAGAAAAGCAACAGCAGAGGGGCAAAUUCGCUCCAACACCUUCCACACCAUGCUGCCCUGGAGAAGGAAUAAGUUUGUUCUGGUGGAGGACGAUGCCAAGAGUAAGUCCAAGAGUCUGGGGACUGGGCUGACCUACCACUCCAUCCUCACCUCUCUCCUGCGCUCCUGUCCUGACUUACUCCCCGACUGUCCCUUUGAAUGGAUGGGCAGCAUUUUCCAUACUAAAAGGCAAAAGGUACAACUGAACAAAGAGGAGCCUGUUUACAAUGUGCGUUACCUAGGGAGCGUGGUCACAAUCACGGCAAAGGGGGACGGCUGCACUCAGGAGGCCGUGGCCAAGAUCUGGGCGAGGAGCAACUAUGGGGAGCAGAGUGUCAAGAUGAGGUUAACAGUGGGAUCACAAGGCAUUCGGAUGAGUGCUGACAAAUCUGGGGAAAAGAAGCCUAUCCAUCUUUAUUCUCUGAACAGAAUCACUUAUUGUGCAGCAGACCCAUACCGGCCCAAAAUCCUGGCUUGGAUCUACAGGCAUCAGGUCAAGAACAUGGCAGUGGUUCUUCGGUGUCACGCAGUCCUGGUCAGCAAGUCGGAGAAGGCCCAAGCCAUUGCACGCAGCCUCUACCAGAAUGCCACCUCUGCCUUCAACGAGUUCAAGCGUCUGAAGCGUCAGAGUGAUUUCCGGCACUGCCAGCAGCAGCUGCUGGGGGAGGAGGUGGUGCCCCUGAUGCCGCUGAGGAGGCUGCUGAACGGACAGUGCCACUACAGACCGCCUGCCGAAAACCCCGGGAGCGCUGCCCGCCUCUGCUCCAUCACAGAGGAAGAAGAGGAGGAGGAGGAGGGCGAAAAGGAGGGCAAAGAUGCGAGGGAGGACGUGGAGGAAGCAGAAGAGGAUAUGGAGGAACUGCGAGGAAAGGUUUUAACAACAACCACAGACCCGACUCAGUUACUGUCCGAGCUGGACAUUGGGGAUAUUGCCCGACUGGAGCAGUGCCGAAUCAACUUUGUCAGUGACAGCAACAACAAUACAUUUGCAUUUAUAACCUCUCUGGUGUGACUGCAAUCCAGUUUUUAAGAGAAUGGAAUUCUUAAACACGUCAACACAUUCCUUGAUUUGCGCUCCACUGGUGCCCCACUCAGGCUCCCUCCUUUCCUAUCCAUCCAAUGUGAAGUGUUUACCAGAAACUUCUCCCACUGCCGGCUGACGGAGGAAAGACAUCAUUCCGUGGGAGUGAUUUCUCUUCUUCCCAGAUGGCUCAGAUACUGGUGUUUGACUGUAGCAGUUUUGGGAGACUGCUUGUUUACAAGAAAGGGCUUCUGAGGCACAGAGCAACGACAGCACAAUGACGAACGAGGACACUGGUCACCGAAAACACAAGAGCACCCACGCUGAGAUCGCUGACAUGCCGGUCACAUAUUGACCACAGCGCUCAGCAGGACAGAUUUAUCAGUCCAGUCCUCUGUCUUUCAUUUUUUUGUGAGUAAAAUUGGAGCCGUGUUUGCCAGCAGGGACAUUUUUUGGAUCACCUUGUAAUAAUUUUUCAGGGAGGUUCUUUGUAAACUUGUGUAAUUUUUCUAGUAUGACAAUCGUGACAGAAUGAUCUUUCUGACUGCUUGCAGUCAUGACAAGUUUAUUACAGUUUUACUAAUGAUCGAGAGGCGACCAAUCCAUAUAUAUAU
Messenger RNA from Cololabis saira (Pacific saury), 1740 nucleotides. RefSeq names its product family with sequence similarity 43 member B (gene fam43b). NCBI's taxonomy places the organism in Eukaryota, Metazoa, Chordata, Actinopteri, Beloniformes, Belonidae. Bases 116 to 1117 code for a protein of 333 amino acids. The record is from RefSeq and is a predicted model, not a curated record. The transcript has a single exon.